Messenger RNA from Symbiodinium natans, 312 nucleotides. The record is from the annotation of a GenBank genome assembly. Lineage: Eukaryota; Dinophyceae; Suessiales; Symbiodiniaceae.
AUGAUUUCGAGAUCAGGUGGCCACAGUGACGAAGGUGACAUUUCCAGAACAGUUGUGGGUCUUGCCGUUCCCGAAGCACCCAAAAGCACACCAAUCAUCACUGUUGCUUCGGGCACUGUUCCCAUCGGCAGGGCAUUGCAAGCAGUGGUAUGUCGAGCUGUUGGGUCAAAGCUGCGAGAAAUCCGCUUUGAGCUGUGCUUUGAGAAGGAUCCCUCUUCCUUGUGCAUCUCAUCCUCUAGUCUAACCCCACAUACUGCCUCCAUACAACGUUUCAGGAAGCCUAGGCAUUCCAUGCUAGAACCACGCCUUUAG